GCAAAAUUACCAUCAUCGCCCCUCCAAAAUUCUCCCUCCCUAUUCUCUCUCGCCUCUCUCUGCAUCAUCUACUCCUCUAAUCAGAACCCUAAUUUCCAUGGGAGAACCUCAUCAGUCUUUCGUUUAUCACGCUCUCGGCGGUGGGGCAGUUGCCGAUGUCUUGUUGUGGAGGAGAUGGUAUGGGAGUGUCACUGUGCUUUUAGGUUCCACUGCCCUAUGGUUCCUAUUUGAACGAGCUGGCUAUAAUAUUCUAUCCUUUAUCGCCAAUGUUCUUUUGCUUCUAGUCCUAAUUCUCUUUUUCUGGGCUAAAUCUGCAUCUCUUCUCAAUAGACCUCUACCUCCCCUUCCUGAUUUGGAGGUUUCAGAUGAAUGGGUUGUGAAGGCAGGUGCAGUAAUGCGCAUUUGGGUUAACCAUUUACUUACAGUUGCACAUGACAUUGCUAUCGAAGGGAAUGUUAAGCUUUUUAUUCAGGUUGCUUUUGGCUUGUGGGCCGUUUCAUAUGUCGGAAGCUUCUUCAACUUUCUGACUCUGUUCUACAUGGGGGUCAUUUUCAGUCUUGUGAUUCCUCCAUUAUAUGAGAGUUGCCAAGAUCAAAUUGAUGAUAAGCUCAUUUUGGCACAUAACAUCAUCCUUUCUAAGUACAAGAUAAUCAAUGAUACAAUUUUGAAAAAGAUUUAUGUGCCUCUAAACAAGGAAAAGAAGUUUCAGUAAAUCUAAGGUGUGGAGUCUCUAUGUCCCUCUCCUGUACUUUUGGCUAAGCAUGUAGGAUGAACAUACCACGAGCAUUACAAAUGAGUAGAAUGGGAUCAACAGCCAUUUGCUCAAAUGGUUUAGAGGGUGUUGCUGAUAUGUACAAUUUCCUCAUUUUUCUUGUUUUUUGAAGACCAUUGGUGUAACAAAUUCUGGCUAAUGCUUCACUUGCUUUUUCCAAUUAUACUAAACCACUCUAUUUUUUUGGGGGUA
Molecule: messenger RNA, 964 nt
Organism: Ipomoea triloba (trilobed morning glory)
Lineage: Eukaryota; Viridiplantae; Streptophyta; Magnoliopsida; Solanales; Convolvulaceae
Product: reticulon-like protein B11
Exons: 6
Coding region: 98-712 (204 amino acids)
Source: RefSeq, a predicted model, not a curated record